This is a messenger RNA of Tetranychus urticae (two-spotted spider mite), 1844 nucleotides long. RefSeq names its product tRNA (cytosine(72)-C(5))-methyltransferase NSUN6. Gene Ontology annotation, biological process: RNA methylation. NCBI's taxonomy places the organism in Eukaryota, Metazoa, Arthropoda, Arachnida, Trombidiformes, Tetranychidae. The record is from RefSeq and is a predicted model, not a curated record. Gene Ontology annotation, molecular function: RNA methyltransferase activity; RNA binding.
AUUUUUAAUGUGACUCAAUCAAUCCUUUUUAGCUUCUUUCAAUGUUGCCUGUGUUUUGUCAGUGUAUAACUUCAGCUUCAUCAGUUCUUUACAUCAAAGGAAGAAAGGUCGCAAAGUUGGAUGAUAAUGGUUUUUUAAGAUCAUCAAGGAUUGAUUUGCUUCUUUGUGGGCUCUUUUUGUAUUAUUUUUUGCCAUUCACACAUGCUUAUCUUCCCUCUUCUAUUGCCAGCUUUUCAACUGAAUAAAUUUUUAUUUAAUCAAGUGAAAUCAUUGAGGAAUUGUGGUUUUUUUGCUGUUCAGCGGUUAUUUCAUAAAAAUGCGAAGGAUCCCAAUCCAAUGGCCUGUUAUCCGGAAUCUCCUUUCAAACGUGUUGAUGAAUUUAGGAUAUUUUUGAAAAAAUCUUUACUCAAUUCCUGGUUACUAAAAGGGAAUGGAAGUGAAGAAGACAAGGAACUUAAUUUUCAAAGGUUGGAAAAAUGGUUAACUAGACCACCAAAGUAUACGACAAUCAGAUUCAACACAAAUAAACUGGACCAAUCUUCUGCAAUCACCAAAUUGAAAGAAAUACUAUCAAGUCGCUGUCAUCGGUUUCCAGUUGAGUCAUUGUCUAUUCAGGGUCAUUCAAUUUUAAAAGAUUUAUUGGUUAUUACAAACGGUGGUUAUUAUGAUAAAAUUGAAAACCUUAAGCCCUACGGUAAACCUGUUAUUAUUGAUCUUAGAGCUGGCCAAUCUGUUCUCAGAGGAUCAGAGAUUUAUGUUGGUGGAAUAAUUGGUGCCACAGCCGAUUUAAGAAAACUUGACAAAGUAGCUGUGUAUGUUGAUAUUGAAGGUAAAUGCUUAAAAGGGUGGAAGAGACCUUAUAAAGGAGCUAAAGUAUUCAUUGGAAAUGGGAUAAGUUUAUACAAUCGUCGAGACAUUUUCAAUGACAAUCCACCUCAAGGAAUUGGAGUACAAUUAACUGAUUGCCUUUAUCCAGCUCCAUCUUUAUAUGGGAACAUGAAUAAUCUUUUCUUUGCUCAAAAUUUUCCCUCCAUGGUCACCGUUCAUGCUCUUGAAGUAUCUCCUGGACAAGUUAUUUUGGACAUGUGUGCCGCGCCCGGCGGUAAAACAACUCACAUAGCAUCUUUAAUGAAUUUAACAGGAACCUUGAUUGCUUGUGAUGUAUCUAAAUCUCGUAUCGAUAAAUUGAAAGCUAAUCUUGAGAGGUGGGAAAUGGAUCAAUUCGUAUCAGUUUUUACACACGAUUGUACAAAACCAAUCAACAUUAAAGAUGGCCAAACUAAUUCAAGUAAUCAGAGCCACCUUGAACCACCAUUUUGUGAAGAAACGUUUGACCGUAUUUUAUUAGAUGCUCCAUGUAGUGGGCUUGGUCAAAGACCUCAACUUGUCGGUGAUAGAAGUCUUGCCAGCUUUUUAUCCUAUCCGAAAGUACAAUCAAGACUCAUUGAAAAUGCUGUUAAAUUGCUAAAACCAGGAGGAAUCCUUAUCUAUUCAACAUGCUCUUUCACCAUAGAAGAAAACGAAGCUAUUGUAUCCAAAAUUUUGCACGACCAUCCUGACUUAAGUUUGGAACAUCAGUCUCCUUAUCUUUUCGGUCAACCAGGUUUUGAAGGCGCUCAUAAUCUAACAUCAGAAGAUUUAUUGAAAGUCCAACGUUUUAUUGGUUCUUAUGAUAUUGAUGCAGCUGAAAGUGACACAAUUGGCUUUACGAUCUCUAAGCUUCGCAAGGAUAAAUAAAAUGAACAAUUUCUUUGAAUAUUUCAACAUUGAAAUAUUUUGUAACUAUUUGAUACAUGUCUUUUUAUCACAAAUAAAGUAUCGAACUGAGUUUUUUUACUUUUGAA